Molecule: messenger RNA, 2947 nt
Organism: Gavialis gangeticus (Gharial)
Lineage: Eukaryota; Metazoa; Chordata; Crocodylia; Gavialidae
Gene: SLC14A2
Product: solute carrier family 14 member 2
Exons: 17
Biological process (GO): urea transmembrane transport
Cellular component (GO): membrane
Molecular function (GO): urea transmembrane transporter activity
Source: RefSeq, a predicted model, not a curated record
AUGCAGGACCAAGAGAUGGUUAUAAUUGAAAACUGCGGAGAGAGGAACAUAUACAAAGAAGAGAGCACAAGAACCCAGCGCCCGGCACAGAGCAGCGGGAAAGGGAUCUGCAAUGUCCUGGAAUACCUAACUGGAGAAAUGAAAGAAUAUGGAGACUGGCUGAAAGAUAAACCUCUCGUGGUUCAGUUUAUAGACUGGGUCCUGAGAGGGACAUCCCAGGUGAUGUUUGCCAAUAACCCUUUCAGUGGGCUUAUUAUUAUAGCUGGACUUUUGAUCCAAAAUCCCUGGCAGACACUCACCGGCUGCUUAGGAACAACUGUCUCAACAUUAACAGCACUUAUUCUGGAUCAAGACAGGUCGGCCAUAGCAGCAGGCCUUUAUGGCUAUAAUGGGGUCUUGGUGGGAUUGAUCACGGCUGCCUUCUCUGACAAGGGAGACUAUUAGUGGUGGCUUCUUUUCCCUGUUGUUGUCACAUCCAUGGUUUGCCCAGUUCUUUCCAGUGCAUUAAGUUCAAUCUUCAGUAAAUGGGACCUUCCUGUUUUUACCCUGCCUUUCAACGCCACAGUUUCUCUCUACUUGGCUGUGACUGGACGCUACAACCUCUUCUUCCCUACAACAUCCAUACAGCCUGUAACAUCAGCACUCAACAUUACGUGGUCUGAACUCCACACACAACUGCUCUUACAGUCCAUUCCUGUUGGAGUGGGGCAGAUGUAUGGCUGUGAUGACCCCUGUGCCAUCUUCCUGGCUGCGUUGCUCGUCUCUUCUCCACUCAUUUGCUUGCAUGCUGCAAUUGGAUCAACAGUGGGCAUGCUGGCAGAAGAAAGUAAUUCUGCAUCUAUACCAUGGAGUUGUGGUAUCUGGAGCAUCUUCUGCUAUGUAUCAUAAAAGGUGCCUGUUAUCUUAAGAGCACUUACUUGGCAGACACAUCUGAUGGCACUUGCCUGUGUCCUAUUUUGUGCCUAUGCUGGAGCAGCUCUUACUAGUGUCUUGUCAGUGAUUAGAUUGCCACUCUGCACGUGGCCUUUUUGCUUCUCUGCACUUCUCUUCCUACUACUAAUGACAAACAACCCAGCCAUCUACAAGCUACCACUCUGCAAAGUGACCUACCCAGAAGCCAGCCGAGUCUAUUAUCUGAGAAUGAAAACAAAUUAUUACAGGGAAAAGAUUGAAACCCACCAAGCACAACAGAGCAAAGACUUACACGGUCAGAAAGCUGCCAUGGAGGACAGUGUCGAUGUUAAGAUAGAAACGAAUGGGGCGAGGAAGACCACAAAGCAGAAUCCAGUGAGCAAAGGUGGAAAGAGAGUCUGCAGAGUCCUUGGCUAUAUCACAGGAGACAUGAAGGAGUUUGAAGACUGGCUUAGAGAUAAACCUCUCGUGUUUCAGUUUAUUGACUGGGUCCUACGCGGGACAUCCCAGGUGAUGUUUGUCAACAACCCUCUCAGUGGACUGAUCCUGAUUGCUGGGUUCCUGGUCCAGAGUCCAUGGUGGGCAAUCACGGGCUGUUUAGGAACAGUUGUCUCAACUUUAACCGCACUCACCCUGAGCCAGGAUAGAUCAGCCAUAGCAGCAGGCCUACACGGCUAUAAUGGAGUCCUGGUGGGAUUGCUCAUGGCUGUCUUCUCUGACAAGGGGGACUAUUACUGGUGGCUUCUUCUCCCUGUUGCUCUGACGUCCAUGACAUGCCCCAUUUUCAGCAGUGCUUUAGGCUCAGUCUUCAGCAAGUGGGAUGUUCCUGUCUUCACCUUGCCUUUCAACUUUGCCCUGACUUUAUAUGUGGCUGCCACCGGACACUAUAACCCCUUCUUUCCUGCAACACUCAUUCAGCCUUUAACCUCUGUACCUAACAUCACCUGGACUGCUAUUGAAGUGCCAAAGUUGUUCCAAUCCAUUCCCGUUGGAGUUGGACAGGUGUACGGCUGUGAUAACCCCUGGACUGGAGGCAUCUUCCUGGUUGCUUUGCUCAUUUCCUCUCCGCUCAUUUGUCUGCAUGCUGUGAUCGGAUCAGCGGUGGGGGUAGUGGCAGCCCUGAGCCUGGCAGCACCUUUCAGUAACAUCUACUCCGGCUUGUGGAACUACAACAGCUGCCUCUCAUGCAUCGCAAUUGGAGGCAUCUUCUAUGCUUACACCUGGCAGACUCUCCUGCUUUCAGUUGCUUGUGCUCUCUUUACUGCCUAUCUAGGAGCAUCUCUGGCUAAUAUGUUUUCUGUGUUUGGAUUGCCAUCAGGUACCUGGGCCUUCUGCUUGUCUGCCCUUACCUUUCUGUUGAUGACCACAAAGAACUCCUCCAUCUACAAGUUGCCUCUCUCCAAAGUCACUUACCCAGAAGCCAACUGGGCCUAUUACUUGGCAAUGAAGAAACAUCACCAGCCCUCCUGUGAGGUGUAAAUGCUAAGGCAGAAAUAUACUUUGUGAUUCCAAAAACAGCAGCACAAUGUGGUUCCCAGAAUAGGCUGACUGGUGUGCAAUACCAUCAAGAGAAAAUCAUUCACUUUCAAAUGGAGAGAUUUUUUCCUCAGUGGUGUUCAUUUAUUGUCUUCCAUAGCUACUGCACUGGAUUAUGAGUACCUGUAACAGGUACCAAUCCAUACUGGCUGAAUCCAAAGCAAUGAAGAAGACAACCCCUCUGGGAAACUUUCCAGCCAGGACCUGAGAUUGAACAGAGGUUGGCUUCAUUUCAGGUAGAUGAGAUAGAUAUCUAUUAGCAAGGAAAGUGGAUAAGAUGGUGCCAUUUAUCAGCGGUGCCAAAGUUUGACGUUCUAGCUCAUGGUCUUGUUAUGGCCCAAUGAAGAGGUAACUAACCCCACCUUUGCAAAAACCCACAUGCAGAGACAGACAAAGAGCACUGAUCUGUUGCGUUUCUAACUCCUGUGAUUUUACCACAGUUGCAGACAACUAGAAACUACGGCAAAUAAAAACAACCCCCAAAUGAUGAUUUCUUUGG